Messenger RNA from Populus nigra (black poplar), 1376 nucleotides. RefSeq names its product protein phosphatase 2C 51-like. Gene Ontology annotation, cellular component: cytosol; nucleus. The transcript has 3 exons. The record is from RefSeq and is a predicted model, not a curated record. Bases 101 to 1264 code for a protein of 387 amino acids. Gene Ontology annotation, biological process: protein dephosphorylation. Gene Ontology annotation, molecular function: cation binding; protein serine/threonine phosphatase activity. NCBI's taxonomy places the organism in Eukaryota, Viridiplantae, Streptophyta, Magnoliopsida, Malpighiales, Salicaceae.
UUCUGUUAAAAUGAUGGCACUCUACCGCUUCUAGCAAAAUAGCAGCAAAAUACACGUCAGGACAUUAAGAAACUGUCGCAGGAGAAGCUUGGACAUUAAAAUGAUGGCGUCUGCUGCUACGUAUUCAAUCACUACCUGUUUUCUUGAUGAGGGAAAAAACAAGAACAGAAACAUCAAAGAAGUAACACCUUGUGAAACAACAAAAUCUGUAACACCGGUGAAAGAAUCCAAGAUUGAUGAUCAAGAUUUCAAGCACCAAAAUUUAGAGGACUCUUCAUUAUUACCAUCGUCAAUAUCUUCUUGUUCAGAUAAAGGAAAACAGGUGGUGACACCACUUGGAAUCAUAGAGGCUGGCAUCGAUGGAGAGGAAGAUGACAAUAAGACUAUAACGAGCAAAUCGCACGGGAUGAUGUCGGUGAUCGGACGGCGAAGUGUGAUGGAGGAUGCUGUUACAAUGGUCCUGGGAGUUGCUGUUGGUGAAUCUGGUAGCUAUGACUUUUUUGCAGUUUAUGAUGGGCACGGAGGCGCUAGGGUGGCGAACGCGUGUAGAUAUAGGAUGCACCAGCUGGUGGCGAAGGAAGUGGAGAAAGGGGAAAGGGUUGGCGGCGGCAAGGGAUUGGAGUACUGGGAGAAGUUGAUGGGGGCGUGUUUUGAGAAGAUGGAUGAGGAGCUGGUGAUCCAUAAUGAGGGUGGUGGAGGAGAGGUGGAGAUAGGGAAGGAAGCGUUGUCAAUAAAGAAUAUGGGUUCGACCGCAGUGGUGGUGAUGGUAGGGAAGGAGGAGGUGGUGGUGGCGAAUUGUGGGGAUUCAAGGGCGGUUAUGUGUCGCGGUGGCUUGGUUGUGCCUUUGUCUCAUGAUCAUAAGCCUGACAGGCCUGAUGAAAGAGAGAGAGUGGAAGCAGCAGGUGGACGAAUCAUAAACUGGAACGGUAGCCGCGUCCAAGGAGUCCUCGCCACUUCAAGAUCAAUAGGAGAUCACUAUUUGAAGCCAUUUGUGAUCUCCGAACCCGAGGUUACUGUUAGCGAGCGAACUGAGUCAGACGAAUUCGUUGUCAUAGCAACUGAUGGCUUAUGGGAUGUAGUUACAAAUGAGACUGCCUGCAAGGUUGUCAGAAAGCUCUUUGAUGGCCAAUUAAAGAGGAGGCUUCCAGAUGAAUUUAGUGGAAAUUGUUCUGCAGAGGCAGCAGCAAAGCUAGCCAAAUUGGCAAUGGCUCGAGGGAGCGCAGACAAUAUCAGUGUCAUAGUAGUUCAGCUGAAAAAAGGCUGAUAGCAGGUCUUACUAAUCGUUUGUAUUCUUGCCAUUUUCUUUAUGUUUUUCAGAGGUUUACUGUAUGGAGUUUUUGAAGGAAUGAAAUGUCCUGUGGAAAUGUUUGAUUUCA